This is a messenger RNA of Salvia splendens (bonfire salvia), 716 nucleotides long. RefSeq names its product protein TRI1. The transcript is spliced from 2 exons. The record is from RefSeq and is a predicted model, not a curated record. The coding region runs from base 99 to 521 and encodes 140 amino acids. Lineage: Eukaryota; Viridiplantae; Streptophyta; Magnoliopsida; Lamiales; Lamiaceae.
AAACCCUUUUGACACACUUUUUUUUGAAGUCUUAUCUUCUUCAGUCGCAGUCGUUUCAGAACUUGCAAUUUCGGUAGCUGAAUAUCGAAAUCUACAAAAUGGCGGUGUCUUCAGGCGUCUUCUCGAGUUUCUUCGUGGCGCAACCGGCGUCUUUCGUCAAGGCGUCUCCCGUCGCCGUCGUCAUGCGCGCGCCGGCUAAGCUUCCUCUGCGCGCGCUUUCUAUCACCGCGGCGUCGAAACAGGCGACGGAGACUGAGACGAAGAAGCGGGAUCCGAGGGGAAUUAUGAAGCCGCGGAGAGUGUCGCCGGAAAUGCAGGCGUUCCUCGGCGGCGUGGCUGAGAUUCCCCGCACUCAAGCACUUAAAGAGAUUUGGGCUUACAUCAAGGCGCAAAACCUUCAGGACCCGGCCAACAAGAAGGUGAUCAUCUGUGACGAGAACCUGAAAACGAUUUUUGUUGGGAAGGAUCGCGUUGGGUUUCUUGAGAUUGCCGGGUUGAUCAGCCCUCACUUUCUCAAGUGAGGAGACACUCAUGCAUCUUACUAGUAGUAUGUAAAUCAAGUGUUAUGUUGGUUGAUGUUAUCGUACUAGGAAACACUAGCAAACACAAGCUCUUAUUUUACACUAGAUCCUUACGCCUAGUGGUGUAAUUUUGCCUUUUGGAUCAUGCAAACGUCUGAAUUCUUGAUAUUUCAAGCUUUUGCCGUUCAUCUUUCA